Molecule: messenger RNA, 15161 nt
Organism: Psylliodes chrysocephalus
Lineage: Eukaryota; Metazoa; Arthropoda; Insecta; Coleoptera; Chrysomelidae
Source: the annotation of a GenBank genome assembly
CUUGCGCGGUGAGCGGUGAGUUGUUUCGAGUGCGCAAUCUCCUAAAGAGGCCGCUUUCGGCGCUGUGUUUUUCGUGCAAAUCAGAAAAAACAAAAUGGUGUCUACUUAAUUCAAUAAUAUUCUGCAUUUAAUGCAUGAUUGCAAACAAUAAGCCGUUUUUCCAUGCGGUAAUUGCUAAACGGCAAUGAGAGUGAACAAAAUCCACUAAACGAAAAUGCUUUGCUAAAGCACAGUUGAGGGUAAUUUUUGAAUUUGAAAAAACUAAAGAAAACGUAGAGAUGAACGUGAACCUGUUGCAUUGGCUAUGUGGGGUGGGAUUGCCGAAUCGCUAGUUUAGCAAAUCCUGUUUUUCUGCAUUAUGAGGGAAAUGGUAGGAGGCUGUUGUGUUUGUUCUGAUGAUAGAGGCUGGUCUGAAAAUCCACUUGUUUACUGCGAUGGACAAUCUUGUACUGUAGCUGUUCAUCAAGCUUGUUAUGGUAUUGUUACUGUUCCCACUGGUCCGUGGUAUUGUCGUAAAUGCGAAAGUCAAGAGCGGUCUGUAAAAGUGAAAUGCGAGCUGUGUCCCAGCAAAUAUGGAGCUCUCAAACGUACCGACAAUUCCGGUUGGGCGCAUGUCGUUUGUGCUUUAUAUAUUCCAGAAGUUCGAUUUGGGAAUGUCACCACUAUGGAACCUAUUCAAUUGCAAUUGAUUCCUGCAGAGAGAUUUAAUAAGAUUUGCUACAUAUGUGAAGAAAAAGGUAAACCUUCUAAUGCAAACGUAGGUGCUUGCAUGCAAUGCAAUAAAAUUGGUUGUAAGCAACAAUUUCACGUAACUUGUGCUCAAGGAUUGGGCUUGCUCUGCGAAGAAGCAGGGAACUAUUUGGACAACGUCAAAUAUUGUGGCUAUUGCCAGUAUCAUUACAGCAAACUGAAGAAAGGAGGAAACGUUAAAACCAUUCCCCCCUACAAGCCAGUGGCGAACGAGGCCCAUAACUCGGACUCGAAUUCGGAGCGUGAGCACGACCACGGCGGUCCCUCCAACUCCAAAACCGGCAUAUCUCCCCCGUCUUCCGGCAAGAAAAAAGGCCUACAAGGCGCCCCCAGACCGCCUGUCACCAAGAAUACCGGCAAAGCCGCUCCGCCGCCGCAACAACAACCGCCCAAAACCGUGCAGCACAAUAAUAAUAACAAGUCGACCAACGAAAAGACUAGAAGUUCGACCGCGGCGAAAAUCGCGAGUGCCGACGUCACGGAUAAGAAAGAGCCCGAUAGUGAGCCGCCGCAGCGCGAAAAAGAACCCAGAGACACGAAGGGUUCGAAAAAGCGCAAAGCGAACUCGAGGACGCCUACUCCGGUUACGGUAACGCCCACGGAAGUUAGUGUCGUGACGGCUGUUACUAGUGCGGGAACUACGAGUACUGUUAGUGUGACUAGUAGUCCGGUGAAUAGUGAUAAAAAGAGUGGUGGUGGUAGUACGGACACUGAUAAGGCCAAAAAGGCAAAAGUGGACGCUACGCAAUCCAUACUGUCCAACCAACCGGUGGUCGCUCUGACUUCGAUAUCCCCCCUAAAACCACCCGCUCCCCCUCCUCCCGCGACAGUCGAACCGACCGUUCCUACCGAAACGGUAGUAACGGCGCCUUCGAUCAUUCAACCCACACCGCAAGUACAUUCCCAAUCGCUUGUCGUAUCCGUGCCCCUAGUAAAUACUACCCUGAGUCCCCACAAAGGAGUCCUAAACAACCAAACAAGUGUGUUGACUCCCCUCGCUCAAGAAAGAAGUAGCAGCAGAGGCAGUACGGAAAGAAGUACCCCUGUUAUUUCUGAAAAUAUGAUCGGUGGAAACAGUAAUCAAGAUCUCUUAACCGCCGAAAUGAAUUCCGGUGGUUUGAAAAUUACUUACGAAAAGCAAGUGGAUUCCAUUAAUACUGAAGUGGACAUGGAAUUAGAGCUUGACACCACCCCUUCCGCCAACGUUGAAGUACCUGUCAAACGAGGAAGAUCUCAAUCCCAGUCGAACGAGAAGACGGAUCGCGUGAGUCGCAGCAAAAAACGAAACAGCGCCGGCGGCGGUUCGAAUUCGAAUCCCGCCCCCGCAGCGAUCAACAACAACGCCGCCCCGCCUAAGAGGUCGAGUCGAUCGCACGUCACUCCGCCUCCUGAAUCGCCAGGCGCCUUCAGUUCGAUAACGCAAUCGCAGAUUAAGGAUUCGCCGCCUAGCAGUCCGAGUUCCGAGAGCCAAAGCGUGCCGCCCAGUUCGGCCAAUAGGAGGACGAGAGCGAGGAAGAGCGAUUCGUCUGUGAUCGGAACCGGUUCCGGAUCGUCGAAGGACAGCAAGGAUGUUAAAAUUUUCCAGAAUGGUCUCGCUGCACCCCACAUGUUAGGUAACCAAUUGAAUCCCAAUUCGACGAUGCAUUCGAAGAUGAGCGACCAUCUUACCAAUGAGUUAGAAGCUCACAGCAUCUUUAACCCCAACGAAAAUAAUUCUAGUCUUGUGGGACCUCAGCUCCACCAUCGAGUACUGCAAUCCGCGAGGGCUAGUAGUACUGGAUCCAGUACUGCUUCAGGCGGUAGUGGACUGUCUUCCAUGCUGGGCGGAAGUAGUGGUAACAUACCCCAGACGCUGGACCAAUUAUUAGAGAGACAAUGGGAGCAGGGCUCUCAGUUUCUUAUGGAGCAAGCUCAACAUUUUGAUAUUGCUUCUCUCCUUUCCUGUUUACACCAACUUCGAGCCGAGAAUUUGAGGUUAGAAGAGCAUGUGAGUUCGUUGUUGCAACGAAGGGACCACCUGUUGGCUGUAAACGCGAGACUCGCCAUUCCCUUGACAGGUCAACCAGCGGCGGCGCCGUUGUCCUCCCAUCCCCAUUCAGCGUUCCCAGAGAGUUCUGUAUUUACAGUAAAUAAUAUCCAUCCGUCAGUGGCGGCCGUUCACGGUGAAGUCCCGCGACCGUCGCGACACAGCGGCGGCGCAUCGGGUUACCCGACGCAUCCGCAGGCCUCGGCGCAGCACCCGCCCAUGGAGAAUGGGCUGCCCCCUGAUACAUAUCCGACAGGUUCCCACAGGAGCAGGAGUCCCGGCAACCAACAGAGUCCUAAUGUGAGAAGUUCACCAGUUGGGGCGUAUCCCAAUAGUAGCGGACGUUCAGCACCCCGGCCCCAACCUUAUCCAUCAUACGAUAGGCCGGGGUCCUCUGCACCACAACAGAUAUACAAGACAAUUCACCAUGUGUUGUGCAAAGUAUUAAUUUUAGUUUUUUUACCUGAUGUACUAACUUCAUUAGAAAAGAAAAGUUUAAGCGGUUCAACAGAUUUGAUUGAUACAGUUUCUGAUAAAUGUAAAAAUGUUUCUGGUGACAUAGGUCUUAGAAUUAGACAACAAUUAAAUACAACUUUAUGGAAGAAUGAAGGAUUUAAAGCAAUUAUGGAAGCGAAGGAAAUUUUUGAGGGUGGUAAUACGAAGAGAGAGGGGCGACAGAGAACCGGAGAUGUUUCACCAUGCAUCCUCGAACCCUAGCUGAAAUCUUGUUGACCCUUCAUUUAGUAUUAUUACCGAAUUGUUGAUACUUGCGUUGACAAAUCAUUGAAAAAAGUAGCGUCAUUUUCAGAAAGAAAGAAAAAACGGUUACUAGUCAAUUUAAUUCGAACAUCUGAAUGUUCGCUUCAAGGUUUUUAUAAAAACCUUAACUUUACCUUCUUAGUUUGCUCCUGAGCCAAUAGAGUAGGUAAUUAAUGCGUUCAGAACAUUUUUUGACUGCGCAGGCGUGAGCUGUCACCUGUCAUGUGAUAUGUCAUAGCCGAUAGAACUCUAUCCAUAGAUGGCGCAACUGUGACGUCAUAUGAAAUGACAGAUGACAGUUCAAAAUCGUUCUCAACGUAUUCAUUACCUACUAAAUAAGUUCAUUAAAGUUUAUACAGGAAGAUAUUUAAAUCCGGAUUUAUAAAAUUAGUUAAAUUUCUAUCGAAAAAUGUAUGAAAUAAUGUUUGUAUCUUUUUGAAAAAUCCAUUUGAGCUGAUUAAUUUUGUCUGGAAAUGAUAAAUCGAUAAAAAUGUAAACAAUAUCGAUGUUUCCAGUAUGGGUACUCCUGUAAGGAAGAGUAAGUUUUCAGAAUGUAAUAAAAUAAAAAAAUAUAUGAAAUUUCUUUGCCAAAUUUACUUUUGGGUAUAUACAGAGAGUCCAAAAGUUAUUUGUUAUAAUUUAAUAAUUUUUGUUUCUUAAUAGUUUACAAUAGCUUAAAAUUAUUGAUAUGGUUAGAUAUGAUUAGAUAGUAUUUAAAACAUCACACGGUAUCAUAGAUAUACCAUUAUAACAGAUCAGGUCAAUAAUAAAAUGAAUAAUAGUUUUUGAUUUUACCAUACAUUUUAGGAAUAUCCUGUUUAUAUAAUGGUUUUUACACCUUAUUUUUGAAUUUUUUUCUUUUGAUCUUGGGAUAUAGCUUUUCUUUUUUUUUUAUAUAUAAAUAAAACUAGUUUUGUAUAGUUUUCGGCCACUGUUUUGUGUCUUUCCUUUUAUUUGUUUUUAUUAAAUUGAUCAUAAUUUUUAUCUUUUCUAUUACUUGUUUUUUUUUUUAACUUAUUGACUCAUGUUUAAAAUUGUUUUACUAUAGGUACUUAGCAUACUAUUACUACUUCAUAUGUCAAGAGCAUGCAACAAAAAUCUAGUUUUUUUUUAUGGAUUACACUUAGAAAUUCUGUGUUAAUCAUAUUUUUCGUUUAUUUCAAUUUCAAUGACCAUUCCUAAGUACAUAUGUUGAUAUUCUGAAUCUGAAUGGCCAUGCCAUCUUCAAAUAUCAAUUGUGCUAUUUACAUUUCUUCCAUCUUCUUGAAUCGAUUUUAUAUUUUAUUUUCUUUUGUGACAUUAUUAAUUGCUGCUGCAAAUAAAAUUGAACUCUGAAUGCAUCCAUGCUUAGUGCCUAACUCCUAUUUUCUACUGAGAAUUCUUUAGAAUCUUCGUAAUUUAAUCAAAUAAUUUUUAUUUAUAUAAAAUUUAACUAUGGCCGGGAAAAAAUAUAUUAGUGCCGUUUUAUAACUGCAAAAGCGCUUGUUAUAAUGACUUAUAAAAUUUUAUUACAUUUCUGAAAACACACUUUAAAAGAGGUGACCUUUCUAUUUGCUGGUUCAUAAUGAUUUACCUCUUUUUUUACCUAAUGGCCUCUGUAAUAAUGUGCUUGACUCAAGAAUUUUAAAAUCUUUAUUUAAAUUUUAAUAGUUUGUCUAUUGUACAAUGUGCUUACAAUAUAAUGAAAGAAUUUUAUCAGUAAAUAUGUAUGUGCAAUUUCACUAUGGCUUUGUUUUGACUUCUGUCGAGGUGAACUCUUAAGAGUUAUGACACGAUUUGUUAAGUUACGCCUUGUCUGGAUUCGGACCAAUGAUUUUGUUCCUCCUAACUUAUCUUUUUCGAGUUUUGUGCUUUAUGUGAUGUGACUGGAUGAGGCAAUGUUUGCUCUUAAUUCGUCGGAAUAUUUUUUAUGUAUGUUCUGCGAUAAUUUUUUACCACGUUUUCCGAUUACUGUGGUUCUUUUUUUGUUAGAACGAGGGUACCUCACAGGUGGCCCCAAAUAUAAAUUUGGUCAAGAUUAGAUGAUGAGAUCCAUAAGAAAAUCAUCAAUUUCAUUCAUUUUUUGAGUCGAUUUUUUAAAAUAACUUUGGCAGUUAGCAUUUAAAUAUCUACCCGUACAAUUUUUACUGAAUUUAUUUGCUCUAAAUCGUACAUUUAAGGAAAAAUUAACAUUUUCUGUUGAGUAUUAAUUUUUUUUGUUUUUGGCGAGCAACAUAGAUCGAUUGAUUGCCGAUUUUUUUUAACAAUUUUUUUACUGAGGCUGAUAAGUAACUCGUAUGCCAAAAAUUAUACUAUUUUUAAUUCGAUUUUGACGAUUCGUUUAUUGUGUUCAUAUUCGGAAUAGCAUUUGAUAUUUCGAUAUCUCAAAAAACUCCUUUACAGUUUUUUGACUAUUAUUAUUAUUAUUAUUAUUAUUAUUAUUAUGAUUAUUUUCUUCUGUUAAUUUUAAUUAUUUAAUGUGACAUUUAAAUUAUUUUUAAAUUUAGUCCCAUUUUUAAUUUUUAUAUUAUUUUGUCUUAUUUUGUCUACAUACAAAAAGCUGGUUAAAAAAAACGAAUAGGCAAAAUAUUGGUUAAGUUAAAUCUUCUAUAAUUUUUAAAUCGAUAUUCAUUAAAUUUUCGUCAAAUUAAAUAUAUUUUCUAAACGCUUUGUGAAUUAAUAAUUUACAUUGUUUUAACGUAAUAACAUAAGAUUUUUUUACCUUUAAACAAAACACUACGCAUAAUUUUAAAACUCUUUCAAUAAAUUUUUUGUAAUUUUUGAUGGUAUUAAGUUGUGAACAAUUUAAAAAAUGUUCAUGCGAAAAAUAUCUUUAAAUGGAAAGAGGUGGCAGUACUUAUAUAUUACCAACAGUAUUUCUAUUAUCUAAAUGUACUAAUGAAUAUGACAAUGAAAACCACAAAAUUUAAUGCAACAUUCUUGAAUGUACACUCAAAAUAUAAGACUAAUUUUAAUUUCCUGCACAAAAGGAUUCAUUCGGUACAUAUGCAAAUCGUUGGUAAACAAGAAUAGUGACAGAACUCAAAAAUAUAGAUUCUUAAGUUUUUUGUUUCCUGUCAUGAUCUUGCAUCAUUUUAAAAAUAUUUAAAUCUUGUUUGAGAAUACACAUUAGUGUCUAUUUUGUAUUCAAACAAUAAUAAGUUUGCUUUGAUAAUAUUAAAAAAAAAAACAAAAGUAUAUUUUCAUCACUCUUUUGAGUUGUGACGAUUUUCCAGAAAAGUAUAUUUCACACCAUUUUAAUAAUGACCUUUUCAAUAAUAAUGUCCUAUUUUGACUUGUGUCACUCGUUAAAAAUAAUGUUCUUAAUUUAUUUUUGAUAAAACUGGAAUACUUUGAUUUAUGUCACUCUAGCCGAAAAUUGCCGAUCUUGUCUUAUCGAGUAUCGGAGAACAACUAGAUUUGUGGCACUCUUCAUCAUAAUAAACAUGCGACUUUGGAUUACGAGAAAAACGACACAACCACUUUUCAGCGGUCAUUUUUGAAAGUAGCAAUAUUAUCGUUCUUUCACAUAAAAAUAUGUGGAUUUUCUAUACAUUUUCACAAUAAGCUCAGAAAUUGUAUUUUUUAAGUUGUGUUAGUCAAUAUUCUUGUGCACCAACGAAAUAUUGUAACAUUGGCACCUAAAAGUUAAGUUGAUGAUAUAUGUGUAUACCAAAUUUAGAACAUGUUAAAAUAAAAAAUUUAUAGUGAUACAUAUAUGUACCAGCAGUAUUUUUGUGUGGUACCUAAGCGUACCAGUUAACAAUUCUAUGAAGAAUAUAAAAUUUACUACGAACAUAUUAUUGCUGUAUUCAGAAACGACAUUGGACUUAAGCAGUUCCAGGUGAUACCAAUACAAAUAGCAAGUAACACUGGCCGUCCCAAAUGUUAAAGUGUUGGUACAAAUAUGUACCAAGGUUUCAUCAACCUCCGGUAAAAAAUAAUCUGAAAACUAGUUUUUCACUUUCAAACCGCAACAAGACUAGAUUUGCUGGGACUGUUGCUUAUUUCCCUAUUACAUUUAUAUACUUGCUGGUACACAUGUGUACCAAAUUUAGAACAUGUUUAUGAAAACAAUAUAUUGAGCGCGAAAGGGGGGUUGUGGUACAUAUAUGUACCAGCAGUAGUUAUGUGUAAUAAAUUUAAAGCAUGUUUGAGUGAAAAAUAUCAUCUUUAGAGUGAAAGAGGAGAUGGUACAUAUACAGGGUGUCCCGAAAUUAGACGGUCAUAUUUAAACAGCAUAAUCUACAUCCUAAACUAGGAAUAAAAGUUCAUAUAAACAUAGGUCCGAAAACGUUUCUUUUCCGAUAUACAGGGUGUUAAAGGUGAAGUCCUGAUGACAUACUUUUGUAAAUAUUUUCUACGCUCUAUUUAAUGAACUAAACCCCAGUUUUUGAUCAUCUUCAUAGGUGGGUAAAUUAGGGUAAAAUUUUUCUUUUGUUGACAGUUUUUAACAUUUUUGACUAUAAAAUUUGGGAAACCAAUGUUUUCUUUAUAAUAAAGCUACUUUUGUUGCAUCUCGCAAUAGAAAAGCAUUUGAAAAUUUCAUGAUAAGUUAAUGUUAUCUUAUUCGAAAGUGCAAAAAAUAAUUAGUAGGCUUGUGGAAUCAGAAUUUUUUUUUUUUUAACUUUGAAAAAUCGGUGACUAAAGAAAUUUUAGAAAAUAAUUACAAAAAUGUGCCAUCAGGACUUCACUUGUAACACCCUGUAUCUCGAAAACGGAACGUUUUCGGACCUAUGUUUAUGUAAAUUUUUAUUCCUAUUUUAGGAUGUAGAUUACGCUGUUAAAAUAUGACCGUCUAAUUUAGGGACACCCUGUAUAUACAAGCAGUAUUUCUGUAUUGUAUCUAAGCGUACCAGUUAGCAGUUUAUUGGAGACCACAAAAGGUGCUACAAUGGAAUAACACUAAUAAUUUGGGGCUAAUUUCUUCAAGUACAAUAUUGGGCUAAACAGUCCUUGAUGUGAAUACAAAUAGGAAAUCAAUCACACAAAUUAAGUUGGUGGUACACAAGUGUAAAAAAUCCAGUGAUAGUUAAUUUCAAUAACAUUCAAAAACAUAUUGAAGAUUAAAACGUGACCAAAUUUUUUCUUAACCGUUUUUUUACCAGUAAAUUUUUUUGUAGUGGGUUCGUUUCAAAUGAAAAUUUUUAUACGCUUUCAUUUUAAACUCCCAUUCCGGUAAUUUUUUUUGCCAAAAAUGCAAAACUCAGAAAAUUUAAAAUCAUUGUUUAAUUUUUUCAAUAUGGUCUCCGCUUAUUUAAAAUCUACAAAUACGUUUUUUAUUUUAUUUUUAUAAUUAGAAAAUGGUCCUGAAGAUGGUCUAAUAAAAAAGUAGAAACGUCGAUGAUGUUUUAAAAACAAAUCUGGUUGUUUUUUGAUGAUCAACAAGAUUCUAUGAAUUUAGUUAUUUUUAUGAUACAUACUGUAUAAAGCUUAAAACCGUUUUACGGUAAGUUGGAUAGAAUAAAUAUAAAUUUGCUCAAUUUUCAAUUUUAUUUUAUUUAGCAAUAUUAUUUACAUAUCGGCAAAAUAUAAUAAUCUUUAUAGAAUAUUAAAAUAAAAAUAUUUUUAGGCGUAAUGAUUAUUAAAUUAAACAACUCGUUCAGAAUAAUUAUUAAAAAAACGUAAAAACAGCCUCUAAAAUCUAGGAAAAUUAUCUCACUGAACUGGUAAUUUGAAGAACACCAAUAUUAAAAACCAAUAAUUUAUCAAAAAAACAAUCUAAAUCACAACUUUUUAUUGCUAAACCACCCCAUAACCGGAUUUUGUACGUCCUCAGACAGUUUUGAAGACUCAACAAUAGAUUAAGACAAAUUGCUUGAUUAAACUGGUUUUUUAGAAGGCAUCAAUCCCUUCUGAAUGCGUUCAAUAUCAAUUGUAAGUCAUCUAACCGGUAUUUGAAGGCUUUCACAGGACCCAAAUGAAACUGUAGAUGCUUAAACUGUUUCCUAGCUUGAAUUCGGUAAAUACCAAUUAUAAGUGGUCAAACUUUUGAAAGCUACUAACGACCGGUCAAGGCAUAUUGUAAAUGCUGAAACUUUUUACAAAAGUCUCCAGAACGUUAAGAAAAGCCUUCAAGGCCAAUUAUAAGUGAUCAAACCGGUUUUAGAAAAUUCGGCCACAUGUAAGGUCAAACAGGUUUUAAUACAGCUAUCAGGUUGAUUUGAAGGCGCGAAUGAUCAGUUAAGUAGUACAACCAGUUUUGAAGGUUUAGCAGAAGCCAAGGAUAAAGGUAAUUGCUUUUAAAAAUCGAUAGAUUGGUUUGAAGACCUUUAAGACCAAUAUAAGUGAUUAAACCGUUUUUUAAUGUCGAACGACAGAUCAAUGCCAUUUGUAAGUGGUCAAACCGGUUUUUCAGGAUUCAAUCCAUAAGUCAAGGUCAAUUUUAAGGGUUGAAACUGGUUUUAAAGGUCGCUGCGUUGUUCUGGAAGUGGUAAAAAUGAAUUACACGUGACCAAAUUAUUUUUUUAUGGUUUUAACAACUGGUGAAGACCAAAUGUAAAUGGUGAAAAUCCAGAACGGUUUAAAGGCUAACUUUAGGUAACUGUUUUUGAAGGUUCAAUGACCGAUCAAGGUCAAUUGAAAAUGGCCAAUCAUGUUUUAAUAUAGCCACCAGGUUGAUUUGACGGCGCCAAAGAUCAAUUAAGUGGUAGAAUUAGUUUUGAAUAUUUAGCAAAGGCCAAGGCCAAAUGUAAUUGGUUUUAAAAUUUCGAUAGAAUGGUUUGAAGACCUUCAAAAUCAAUGAUAAACCGUUUUUUUUUUUUUUUUUUUUUUUUUGUUGAACUAUUGAUCAAUUCCAUCUGUAAAGUCAUACAGAUUUUUGAUGGUUCAAACCAACGGUUAAGGCCAAUUUUCACUGUUUAAACUGGUUUUAAGAGUCACUGCGUCGUUCUGGAAGCGGUACAUGAUGAAACCGGUUUUUAAAGUUUUAAAUUACUGCUCAAGGCCAAUAACAAGUGAAAACCUGUUUAAAAUUUCUACAGAACGAUUUAAAGGCAGUCAGUGCCAAUUUUAAGUGAGAAAACCGGUUUUUGUAGGUUUAACUAUUAAUGGUUAAACAGUUUUUACUGUAGCCACCAGGUUUAUUUGAAGGCGCCAAAGAUGAAUUAAGUGGUAUAACUAGUAUUUGAAGGUUUACAAAAGCCACGGCCUAAUGUUAAACGACCGAUCAGUGCCAUCUGUAAAUGGCCAAGGCUAAUCUUACGUGUUUAAACUGAUUUUAAAAGUAACUGCAUCGUUUUGGAAGAGUUAAAAAUGAAUUAUACAUGAUCAAACCGUUUUUUGAAGGUUUAAACAACUGGCGAAGGCCAAUUGCAAAUGGUGAAAAUCUCCAGGACGGUUUAAAAGCUGCCAAGAUCAAUUUUAAAUCAUCAAAGCGAUUUUUAAAAAUCAACGACCGUUCAAUGUCAAUAAUUGUAAAUGGUUAAAUAUCUUUUGAUAUAGUCACCAGAUUGACUUGAAGACGGUAGAGAUAAAUUUUAAGUGAUUUAAACCAGUUUUAAAGGCUUAACAAUGGGCCAAAGUAAACUGUAAUUUAUUUUAAAAGCCAAUGGAUCGGUUUGAAUACCUUUAAGAUCAUUUGUAAGCCAUUAAAUUGGGUUUUUAAGAUUGAACGAGCGUACAAGGUCAUCUAUAAGCCCUUAACAAACUAUACUCGAUAUAAACAGAUGUUACAGGUUUGAUAAAUUAUUGGUUUGCCACAUAUUAUGUUUUAGGACAUUUAGUGUUUUAUCAAAGUACCUUUAAUUGGGUACCUUGUUUUUGAAUCGUUAAACGUAUACAAAAUGCUAUUUAUUCAUGAAUUGCUCUAAAAUCUUUUUUUUUAUUUUUCACUAAUUAUUCAUAAUUUUUGAUUGACCAUUAAACUUUUGACUUUAUUACAAAUAUUUAUCUAAAAAUGCAUUGUUAUUAUUAAAAUAUGAUUCAUAACUGCACUCAUUAGAUCAUGAUUUACUAAUGCAGUGAUCUAAUUAAAUAUUUGAUUAAGAGGAAUGGGUUUGGUUUUUUUCUAAUUAAAAAACUGCAGACAAGAUGAUAUAAUAAUUGUAAAAACGAAAAUGUUCUUCCGGUAAUCACAUUUUCAAAAAUCUAAUAUGAUGAUGAUUAUCCGUUCAUAAAUAUAUAAUGGAGGUAACAUUUAUAUUUUUAUAUGGAUAGAACAAGUUUUAUUUCAAAUUGAUUUUCAUUAAAUACAGGUAUUUUUGAACGAUUUUUUGUCAAAAAAUAUUUAAAAGUGGUUCAUUUUCUAUUAUCGCUUAUUCUAGAGCUACUUUUGUCACUUAAGUCUCGAGACUUAAUUUUUUUUAUUUGCAUUUGGAUCAUUAAUGCAUUUGGAAAAUUCUAUUUGAAUUAGAAAACUUAAAAAAGCGACAUAAGGAAAAUUAUUUAACUUUCCAGACGAAUAACCAAACUAAUUAUAAUUAUUUCCAAAUGGUAAGUAAUAAUAUUUAGUUUAUAUUCCAACACUUAAAAAUAUCAAUAUCAUAACUGAUAACUUAUUCAAAAAGAGCCAUAGAAGGGUAACUUAUUCAUCACCGGAUAAUUGUAUAUAAAGUGUACAGGCUGGGAUUUUAUUAAUACAAACCUAUCAGUUUAUUACUUACCACAUUGAUUAUCGUUUACCCGGUACAGAUCGGAUCAAUAGCAACGAAGAUAUAGACUUAGGUUCUUUUGGCAUUGCCACUGCACAUGAUUUUUCUCUUCAGCGUUAAUCUACGUUUCGUCUCCUUCACAACGCCGUUUUUUCCGUUUGAUUCUAUCCAAUAAUAGCAGACCUCCCGUGUUAACACAAUAGUCCCUUUGUAGCGUAGCGGUACUGCAGCAUGCGGCUUAUUGUUUCACCAUGUGAAGGUCCUAGUAGUCCCAUUUACCAUACACUCAUUCACCGUCAUUCUAUCCACGUCGUCUAUGAUUAACCGCUAAUGUCCUAUGGUGGACUGUCCAGCCGUGAUACAUCCACGACGUGACCGGAGACAUGACUGCUUAACUGCCGCGAGAACGUGGAUGUAUACUAGUCUCGCGGCUAGCUUCUCCGACCAGAAAAAUGUCGAAUUUACUUAUUUAUUUGGAUCCUCGGUACAAACAAAAUUAUAUUUAUAAACUUUCACGUGUCAUUUCCCUUAAUGUCAAAAUUUGUACUAAAGCUCUCUUAAGCGCAGACCACAAUUUUUGAAAGAAUCUUUUAUUGAAUCCAAAAAUAUUCUCCAUACAACAUAGAAACAAGUAAAAUCUCGUCCUAAAUUUUCUCCGUAUUCAUUAUUGAACCAAAUCCAAUUUAAAGAAUAGUUUACAUACUGCUUCUCACCAAAAUAUGAUUUAUAUAUUUGAAAUUGUUGAUUGUGGAUUGAAAAAUAAGUACAGCUUCAUUAGUAAUAAAUCACACCGUUUACCCCAUUUUAAUAGUUUGAGAGCCAGUGGCCACUAGACCUACGUUAUAGUAUGAAGGUGUGAACACUAUAGUAGGUAAGAACAGAGAGGUAAACUACUCCCGAAUGCGAAAUACUGGUACGUUUUCACUCAAACCCUUAAAAACGUUUGUGUGUUAUAAACCUUGACAAAAACGUUAUAGUAUAAAUGAAAGCUGAUUUUUUAAUAUGUUCAACUGGAUAACAUAGUCCCCAAUCAAAAAGUGCCUGACACUUUUGGCGGAGGCUUACGUCUGUCAGACACUUUCAAGGUCAUAAAAUAUUGAACUUACAUCAGUAUAAAAGCUGAUUUUUUUUGUGUUAUUUAAUAAUAAUAAUAAUGAUGAAACAGCCUGACAAAUUUGAUGGGUCUAACAGUAAAAGGCCAGGCGUGACUAUGAGCGAAAGAACAUCAUUCAUGUACAUAAGUCUACACGUUGCAGUUGUCUGGGUCUCGAAAGCCCAACAAUUGACAGCUAUUCGCAAACUAUAACAAAUUCAAAGAAAAGCAUGUCUCAACAUAACGAGCCAUGAAAGUCAUUCUUAGUAUCUCCUUGAUCUUUACAUCAAGGAGGUUGCUCUGAUGACAGUGACUCGGGUCUGCACGGUUGGAAUAGAACCUGAUGUAGGAUCUGUUAAGGCGAGAAGUCGCUUUUGGCAGGAGGCGCUUAAUACGCUUCCACUGCUUAAAGCAAACAUGGACUCCAUCUCACCAAGAUAUAUCUUUCAUAAGCCAUAUAAAGUUAAAACGAAACAAAAGAAGAGCUGGAAGUGGCAGGUAGGAUUCAUAUCCUACACCGACGGUUUUAAAACAAAAUAAGUUUCAGGAUGUGGAAUAUAUUCCAGAUCCUUAAACCUAAAUAUAAAAUGAACUUCCUUCAUACUGAGCUCACGGAUAUUCUCACAGCAGCAAAAGAAGUUACCAGAAACCAUAUCACUGGAAGAAACAUGCUCAUCUAUACAGAUAACAGACAAGCAUUACUCACCCUGGACAUAUCACGAAUUUACUUAGGAUUAUUACUAGAUUGUCACGAAGCUUUGGCCAAAGUAUCCAUCAACAAUGUGGUUUCCUUAAGAUGGAUCAUAGGUCACGCUAUACUGAAAGACCGUCUUGCUGAUUCACUAGGCAAGAAUGCAGACAAAUCAAAUACUUUUUGGAACUUGCCAUUUUAUUGGACUGACAACAUCGGUAAUGAUAGACCUAAUUAAACAGCAUUCCUUUGUGAAAUUCAAGAAAAGAAGAGAUGAAACAAGAAACUGCAGAGUUGCUAGGGAGCUUUUAGGUUAUCCUGACAACACGGUAGCAAACAAAUACUUGACUAUGACUAGAUAGAAUCUGCGCCUAAUAUAGUGUACACACAAAUAAUAAAAUCUUAACCCUCUCUAACGAAAUUAUAAUAAUAAAAAAAAGGAAAUUGAUUUUUUUUGUGGAAGAUGAAUUAAUAUUAAAAAUUAAAGAAAAGAAAAGGGGGAAGAAAAGAAAAUAUAGAAAUUUUAUGAGGAAUAAAUUUGACAAAGAAAUAUUUUUAAUUUUUAACCGACCGAAAAAAAAAUUGAACUGUAAGCUCACAACUAGCUCAAAGGGAGUGGGUUCUCACUGCUUCGGAUUCACAGAUGAAUUUUGCUACUAGUAACUAGUACGAAAAGGACGGCAACAAGAACUAAGGACGCCAGGUAUUUUAGGAACAGAAAAUACCAACUGUACCUUCUGUGAACCUGACAAAUUGGAUAAUGUGCACAACAAUUGUGGUUCAAUAGGUAAAAUAAUAAAAAUAUUAAAUAAGUAUUGUUUUUAUUCCUUUAUUCUAGCAAGCAGGGUCUGGUGUUAGGCCGGUGUUCUGAGAUUCUUGGUGCUGUUCUGCAUCUGCUGGUGUUGUUCUUCCUGCAGGAAGAAUGGGAUCAUUCCGUUCUUAAAUUUUUGCUUCAAAACUUGAGUGGGUUUGUGCUCUAAAACUUGAGUUUCUCUUCCAGAGUGUUCUAAUGUGGGCCUUGUUGUUGUUAGGCCCAGUGAAGUCAAAGGCUCUCAAAACAGAAAAAUAUAUAUCUCGAACCAAUUUUGGUAGAGAAUUGAGGUUUCCCCGCUCGCUCGGUCAAAUCGAUCGCGUACCUCUCCGAAUUCUUUAUUUAGAAUAUUAAGAUUCAAAAUUUAAUUUUUGAAGAUUGUGUUACGAAGGGACGGUAAAAUUUACCGUAACACCUCAUACUAUAACGUAGGCAUAGCGGUCGCUGUUUUUUUAGCAUAU